This is a messenger RNA of Sesamum indicum (sesame), 1127 nucleotides long. RefSeq names its product CLP protease proteolytic subunit 2 (gene CLP2). Gene Ontology annotation, cellular component: endopeptidase Clp complex. Gene Ontology annotation, biological process: protein quality control for misfolded or incompletely synthesized proteins. NCBI's taxonomy places the organism in Eukaryota, Viridiplantae, Streptophyta, Magnoliopsida, Lamiales, Pedaliaceae. The record is from RefSeq and is a predicted model, not a curated record. Gene Ontology annotation, molecular function: ATP-dependent peptidase activity; serine-type endopeptidase activity; ATPase binding.
UUCAGAGUUGGAAGUUAUGAAUCGGCUUUUCCUCUCCUUCAUAUCCAAAAACCCAAAAUCCGUCGUUUCUCUUUCUCUCUCGAACAAUGGCAGUCCCUCCAACCUCAUACCUCCACUCCAGAGUUGACUCUUCCCACCUCUCUCUUAGCUGUGGCAGCAAAGUCUUUGUGGGUUUAAGAGCUCAAUCUCCAAAUUGUUAUGGAGUGGGAAAGCAAAAUGUGAAUGUGGAGUUUCACAAUAAAGUUUACAAAAGCAUCCAGUCCAGGUCUAGUAACAGCAAACCAACACGUGGCCGUGUUUCAAUGAUGCCAAUAGGAACACCUAGAGUUCCUUAUAGAAAUGCUGCUGAGGGAACUUGGCAGUGGGUUGAUUUGUGGAAUGCUCUUUACCGUGAACGUGUUAUUUUUAUUGGGGAAAACAUAGAUGAAGAGUACAGCAACCAGAUACUUGCAACGAUGUUGUACCUUGAUAGUAUUGAUGACUCAAAGAAGCUUUAUCUGUACAUUAAUGGCCCUGGAGGAGAUCUUACUCCUUGCAUGGCUAUCUAUGAUACAAUGCAAAGCUUGAAAAGCCCUGUUGGUACUCACUGUGUGGGCUAUGCCUAUAAUCUGGCUGGAUUUCUUCUUGCUGCAGGUGAAAAGGGUUAUCGUUUUGCAAUGCCUCUUGCAAGAAUUGCAUUGCAGUCUCCAGCUGGAGCUGCCCGUGGUCAGGCUGAUGAUAUACGUAACGAGGCUGAUGAGCUCCUACGUGUAAGGGACUAUCUUUUCAAGGAGUUGGCUAAGAAAACUGGGCAGCCUGUUGAGAAGAUUCACAAGGACCUAAGUCGACUGAAGCGCUUCACUUCUCAGGAGGCUCUUGAGUACGGUCUCAUUGAUCGAAUAGCCAGACCUGCUCGUAUAAAGGCCUCUGCACCACGGAAGGACUCUACAGCCGGUCUUGGUUAGCACAUUCCAUUGUUGUAGUAAGCUUAACACCAGUAGCUACACAGUUUUCAGUAUUGCUGGAAAAGCUUGAAAGUUGUUUCUUUACAUGUAUUAUUUGCACCGGAAACAGGUGUAGUUGCACUGUUUAUAUUUACGGAAUAUUUUCAGUGUUCCCACGGGGAUUGCUGCAGCUUCCUCUCGACA